Ostreococcus tauri is the source of this 1155-nucleotide messenger RNA. RefSeq names its product unnamed product. The record is from RefSeq and is a predicted model, not a curated record. The coding region runs from base 1 to 1155 and encodes 384 amino acids. NCBI's taxonomy places the organism in Eukaryota, Viridiplantae, Chlorophyta, Mamiellophyceae, Mamiellales, Bathycoccaceae. The transcript has a single exon.
AUGCCGCUCGCCCACGACGCCCGCCACCGCACAGACGCCACGCGCGACGUCGCCAACCUCCGCGACGCCUUCUCACGCACCGCCAUUCGCGCCAGGGGCGUCGCCACGUCGCAACAAUUCAAAGAUGCGCAAGAGUGGCUCAGAGAGCGAGAUUACCGCGCGUACCUCCUCGCGUGCGGACGCCUGGACGCUCGCACCGAUCACAUGGACCCGGGAGCGACGCCGUUCGAUCUUGUGCUUCGUUACGUGGUCGGGAAGACGCCGAAUUUGGUCGAUCAGAGCGCGCUCGGCGGGUUCGAGGACGAGUUUGUCGUCUGUCAUCGAGACGCGCGCGCGGACGCGAGAUGGGACGACGCGAGCGGCGCCCCUGGGUCGCUCGCGGGGGCGGAUAGGGUGAUCGGGGGAUUACCAGGGCACGUGGUGAUCUCGACGCGCGAUGCGAGGUGGCAGCGGUCGAAUGUGUGCGCGCUCGGAUUGGGCGGCGACGAGAGGGAUCGAAGAGAGGCGACGGCGUUCUUGUUGAGGAUGCGCGAGGCCGCGAUGACGUACGCGCGGGCGCGGGGAUGGACGCGUUUGGGAUUAUAUUUUAGGUUUUUCGGGUGCGAGCCCGAGGGUGAAGAGGAGCCGGGGAUCAUUCGGUUGCACGCCGUGAACUUGGCCCGCGCCGGUCCGUGGCUGAGACGAACUGCAAAGGUGAAUUUACCAAUCGACGACGUGAUCGAGGCCUUAGGAGGCGCUCGCGCGUCGCGCCGAGGAGCCGUGUUGAUCGUUUCGCCAGGAACUGUAGAGACGAUUCCGAGCCAUGCACCGUACGAGCGAUCGGUUGACGCGUUGGUGGAUGACGCCGACGCCAGCGAAUCGAGUGAUGAAGAAAUUGAGGUCUUGAUCAAGCGCGUUGUUGGCGCCAACACCGCUUCGGCACCGCCACUCGAAGACGAUGUGGUCAUCCCCGAGCAAUUCAAACGACAUUAUGAAAGCGUUUCAUCUGCUAAGAAUGUUAGAACGGCGGUACGCGAUGUUCAAGACCAAACGAUGGAUGGCGAUAGCGCCGAAGCGAGUGGAGCGUUUUUCGACGACCUCGGAUGGCUUCGCGCGUAUAAAACACUCAGUUCACCCGCUCACGUGCAACGCGCGCUGAGAGAAGUCGGUCAAUGA